AUGUAUGACGUACCUAGUAGUAUCUCUGGUGAGAGAUUUAUUGUAGGACAACAAAGUGUGAAGGCUGAUGUCAGUUUAGCUGAUCAAUUAGUAAUUGGCGGAGCAAGAGUAGAAAAGACACUUCAGGAUCUGAAUUGUAGAUAUCAAACACUAUUUUUUUUAGCAUCUGGAGCUUCUGCAUCAGCUGGGAUUCUUGCAGCUUUAAAUUCAAUUUUUGGUAUUCAUCCAGCAAAUUUGAUUAAUUCUAUGUUUCAAUUUAUAUUUGGAGUAUUAUUAAUGAUUCUCGAUGUACCAGGUAGCCCUAGAUGGUCUUCUAAAGGUCGCUCAUUGAUUCGUAGAGAGCUUCGGUUUCUUACUCAUUUAACAGGAAAGAGUUUAUGCUUAUUAUUUUUAAGUUGUUUAACUUCUACAACUUUGUGGCCUCAAAGAAGAGGAGCUGGAUUAUUAGCUUUGGUUGCAUUUUUAACAUCACUUACAGUAGCUGGGGUGGCUGCAAUUGGAUUAUUAAUUGCACUUCAAAAGAGUGUUAGACUUGAGAGAGUUCGUAGAAAUAUUGUUACUACUAAAACGUCAACUGUUGCAGAAGUAUACAGACGUUAUGCUAUUGCAGAUCCUGUAUAUGGCAUGCAAUUUGAAGAAUUUAGUAGAAUGGCUGCAGAUUUUACAAAUGGUCGGCAGCAAUUCGGUGUGACUGAUUUAAGUAUUAUCUAUAAUGCUUUGGAUGAUAAUCAGAAGAGUGGAAUAAAUGAACGUGAAUUUACUGAGUGGAUCAAUGGUUCUACUGUAUAUCUAUAA
Messenger RNA from Cryptosporidium muris RN66, 795 nucleotides. RefSeq lists its product as uncharacterized. Lineage: Eukaryota; Apicomplexa; Conoidasida; Eucoccidiorida; Cryptosporidiidae. The transcript is spliced from 2 exons. The coding region runs from base 1 to 795 and encodes 264 amino acids. The record is from RefSeq and is a predicted model, not a curated record.